CGAUGGCGUUGCCAUUCAAACGCCAAACACUGUCCUAGGAUUUAGCCUUACACUCUUCAUUGCCAAAAUGCAAACCAUUAUUUUGUUAUUUCCAGGAAUAGAGAAACAAAAAAACAAAAACCAUUAAUUUCUUAUUUACACUGACAUUGGUUUAAUAUAAUCUCCGUUAGUUUCGUUUUUUUAUGUACUGAAAGUCUCCAACAAACACGGUCUUUUAACUCUUAACCAAACAGAAUUUGCAGCCACAUUGAUUCACCACACACACAGAGACCAAAUCUCUCAACCCCUUUCGUAUUCUUUAUUUUCUUUUUCCUUUUUUGGUUUUAAUUAUAGGAAUUUUUUGAAUUUGUCUAGCUUGUUUUUUUGUGUUAAUCUUGUCUGCAGACAAAAUCUCCAUUUUUCAUGUUCCAAUCAUGGAACUGUUAAAUUUAUAGAUUUUCUCUUGCAGAAUUUGGAUUUACGAAGACAUUUGAAGGGAAAUUGGUGUUUUUCUUUUUAUGUUGUGGGUUUUUGUCAAUUUGUUGAUGGUUUUAUAGGAUUUUGGAUCAAAUUGUGAAAGAGAAAAUAAAGAAGAAUGGGGGUGGAUUAUUAUAAUGUAUUGCAAGUGGACAGGAAUGCUACAGAGGAUGAUCUGAAAAAAGCAUAUAGGAAAUUGGCAAUGAAAUGGCAUCCUGACAAGAACCCAAACAACAAAAAAGAAGCUGAAGCCAAUUUCAAACGGAUCUCUGAGGCUUAUGAGGUCUUGAGUGACCCUCAAAGAAGAGCAAUUUACAAUCAGCAUGGUGAAGAAGGGUUGAAAGACGUGCCUCCACCAGGCAGCAGCGGACCAUCCUAUGGAAAUGGCACUGGUGGGCCAAAUGGAUUCAACCCUAGGAAUGCAGAGGAUAUCUUUGCCGAGUUCUUUGGAAGUAGUCCUUUCGGAUUUGGGUCAACAGGACCAGGUAGGUCUUCAAGAUUCCAAUCUGAAGGAGGGAAGUUCGGAGGGGGAUUCGGUUGCACUGACAAUAAUUUUCGAAGUUACAACGACACAACUGCACCUCGGAAACCGCCCCCGGUUGAGAGCAAAUUGCCUUGCACCCUUGAAGAGCUGUAUACUGGUUCAACAAGGAAGAUGAAGAUCUCAAGAACUAUAGUUAAUGCAUCAGGGCGGCAAGCACAGGAAUCGGAAAUAUUAACCAUUGAUGUGAAGCCAGGGUGGAAGAAAGGAACAAAGAUUACUUUCCCAGAUAAAGGAAAUGAGCAGCCAAAUCAGCUUCCAGCAGACCUUGUAUUUGUAAUCGAUGAGAAACCCCAUGAUCUUUACAAAAGAGAUGGAAAUGAUCUUAUUGUCAACAAAAGGGUGUCACUAGCAGAAGCACUAGGGGGCACUACGAUAAAUCUAACUACUCUUGAUGGCCGUAACUUGUCAUUGUCUGUAACCGACAUUAUCAACCCGGGUUAUGAGCUUGUUGUUGCCAGGGAAGGAAUGCCAAUUGCAAAGGAGCCUGGUAAUAGAGGUGAUCUUAAGAUCAAAUUCGAUGUGAAGUUCCCUACAAGGUUGACACCCGAGCAACAAGCUGGACUAAAACGCGCUUUAGGGGGUUGACAUAGAAAAUCUUUCCCCAUGCAACGACACUGAAAUGUUGAAUGCGUUGUUGGAUGUAGUCAUUAAGUGGCAUAUUGGUUGUUACAUGAAUACCUUGAGCACUAACUAUGAAACCUAAGAAUAUUAGUUUUAACUGCCUCAUCAUCUUUCAAUACCAUAAAACCCAUGUAACCUAUUAUUGGCUUAUCUUUGAUCAUUAUUUUCCGUCCAAAUUUUAGUGUAAUUAUUUUAUAUAUUCUUGAGAUACAAGGGGUUGAUUCUUUCA
Messenger RNA from Gossypium raimondii (Peruvian cotton), 1850 nucleotides. RefSeq lists its product as uncharacterized. The record is from RefSeq and is a predicted model, not a curated record. Gene Ontology annotation, cellular component: cytosol. The transcript is spliced from 3 exons. The coding region runs from base 575 to 1585 and encodes 336 amino acids. Lineage: Eukaryota; Viridiplantae; Streptophyta; Magnoliopsida; Malvales; Malvaceae. Gene Ontology annotation, molecular function: protein-folding chaperone binding.